UCGACCAAUUUUCGAGACAUCGCGUAAAGUGUGUUCGGUGUUCCUGUAUUCGUUAAAAAUCAUCGAUUCGGUUGGGUGUCGUGUCGUUUAACCUUUUUAAAUUAACGAAAUCGGAGAGAAUAUCAAAAUAAGAUUUUCUUUAGCUAAUCUUUACGCAUCUUCACAGUUUUACGGAAAUCUCCCUGGUUUGAUAGUUACACAGUAAUAUCUCAUGUACACAAUGAUUCGAUAUGGAGUACAGCUUACUUUUUACCCCCUUUUCAUAAAUUACAUAUCUAUAUGAUGUUCUUUUUAAGUUUCCUAUCUUAGUCUUAAUUAUUUGCAUAAAUCUCUCAGCAUUAUUAGUUACUCCAAACAAUUAGUACAUUUGUCACAGAAACUACAGUAAUUUAAUAAGAUACAUUUUUUCACUUAACGUAAAGUGUAGAUUUAAUAACGAUCGAGUUGCAGUUAGAGAAAUAUUAGUAUCGUAAGGAUUCACUUUUUUACAGCAAAAUUGUUUUCGAUUAUUCUAACGUUUAUUUUCAUUCGGUAACUACAACUGGGAGUAGCUACGUCGUACUAUAUCAUGUAUAUUUACCAAAUUCCAAAGCAAACUAGUAAUAAUAAAAACCAUAGAACAACAUAAAAUAUCAAUUCGAUAAACACAAGACGCCAUUGGAUAAAAUAUACCUAAGAGGCUUGGUUAACACCACGGUAACUCAUUCAUCGUUUGCUCCGUGAUUCUAGCGUUUAGUGUAACAGCUACCGGAGUUCAACUCGGAUGUUUUGGCAGCUGAUUUAAUUCUUACUGACCAUUAUCCGUAGAAAUAUUUUGAAAAUUUUUGGACUGUCCAUGCUAAUGGAAGGAUCGCGUGGUGUUGUGACAGUAAAUUUUUUGUGGUAGUUCGAUACUAAGUAAGGGACAACGCACGAUAAAGCUUCUUGCUUUAUUCGGGGAAGUAGCGAACGAUGACGUCAUGUGCUGAAACAUAAGCUGUUUUCACCUUGUUCCGCUACAACAGUAUUUCGCGGGUACAGGUGCAAACAAUAUAAAAUAAAAAAAAUUUAUUGGCGUUUUGAUCGCUUAAUAAAUUAACAACACAAUGGAUUCUGAAGAGGAAACAUACGAUGAUGUUGAUUCUGGCAAUGAAUCCAGUGGGGAUGAUGUGGAUUUUGCUAUGGAAAUAGAAGCUGAAAAUCCAAGGGAACGGACAACAGAUGUUGAUGAUUAUCCUUUUGAAGUUUUGUCAACAGAAGAGAUAGUGCAACAUAUGAUUGAUUCCAUAAAAGAAGUGAAUACAGUUGUAGAAAUACCAGCAACAACCACACGUAUUUUAUUGAAUCAUUUUAAAUGGGAUAAAGAAAAAUUAAUGGAACGUUUCUAUGAUGGGGAUCAAGAAAAAUUGUUUGCAGAAGCAAGAGUUAUUAAUCCAUUUAGGAAGGGUCCAUUAAUAAAUAGAAAUCAAUCUUCUCAAAGCUCUUUGUCUAGAAGAACAUCAACAAAUGGUACAGAGGAGUGUGGAAUUUGUUUUAUGGUUCAACCAACAGCGUUGAUGACUGGACUUGAAUGUGGACAUCGCUUUUGUACUGGUUGUUGGGGAGAGUACCUCACUACCAAGAUUAUGGAAGAAGGGGUGGGUCAAACAAUUGCAUGUGCAGCACAUGCUUGUGACAUUUUAGUAGAUGAUGCGAGCGUUAUGCGUCUUGUAAAAGACUCUAAAGUUAAACUGAAGUAUCAACAUUUAAUAACAAAUAGUUUUGUCGAAUGUAAUAGGUUACUAAGGUGGUGUCCAUCUCCAGAUUGUAACAAUGCUAUAAAAGUACAGUAUAUCGAAGCAAGACCUGUGACUUGCAAGUGCGGCCACACAUUCUGUUUCCAUUGCGGUGAAAAUUGGCACGAUCCCGUGAAAUGUCAUUUACUCCGUAAAUGGCUAAAGAAAUGCGACGAUGAUUCGGAAACAUCAAAUUGGAUUGCUGCAAACACAAAAGAAUGUCCCAAAUGUAAUGUCACCAUCGAAAAGGAUGGUGGAUGUAAUCAUAUGGUCUGUAAAAAUCAGAAUUGCAAAACUGAUUUUUGUUGGGUAUGCCUUGGACCAUGGGAACCGCACGGAUCUAGUUGGUAUAAUUGUAAUCGUUACGACGAAGAAGAGGCUAAAGCUGCCAGAGACGCUCAAGAAAAAUCAAGAUCCGCGUUACAAAGAUACUUAUUUUAUUGCAAUAGAUAUAUGAAUCAUAUGCAGUCAUUGAAAUUUGAAAGUAAACUUUAUGCAAGUGUAAAAGAAAAAAUGGAAGAAAUGCAACAACAUAACAUGUCAUGGAUCGAGGUACAAUUCUUAAAAAAAGCAGUGGAUAUUUUGUGUUCUUGUAGACAGACUCUUAUGUAUACUUACGUUUUUGCUUAUUACGUGCGAAAGAACAACCAGUCUGUGAUUUUCGAAGAUAACCAAAAAGAUCUAGAGGGCACAACAGAACGUCUCUCGGAAUAUCUCGAAAGAGAUAUCACAAGUGAAAACCUUGCUGAUAUUAAACAAAAGGUUCAAGAUAAAUACAGAUAUUGCGAUAGUCGGAGAAAAGUGCUUUUGGAACAUGUACAUGAAGGUUAUGAAAAGGACUGGUGGGAGUAUGUGGAAUAGAGAGCUAUACCAGCUUUAUUUUUUAGGGGUGUGAGACAAGUUUUCCUUCUUGUCACUUUUGCCCCAGCUGUGAUAAAUCAAGAAAGAUGACAAGAGACAAAAAUAGAGCAUGUCACCAAGUGAUUUACGUGUUAGAUAUACUUUAAACACAAUAUGAUCUGUGGCAACACAUAUAUCGUUAUGAAUUUUGAAUUAAUUAAAAUUGAAUCCUAUUACCAUCGGGUUAAAUGUAAAAUACUUUUGUAUUGAUUACUGAUGCUAAUUUGCGCUUACUGUGUGCUAUUCAUCGUUGCAUAUUUCGAUCCUUCAUAAUAUGCCUUGCAAUACGAUAUUUUCGAAUCUCAAAUGAACUUUCAUGUGCAGACACAUCAGACGAUCACGAAAGUACGAACAAAAUCGAACAGUGUGUCGCAAUACUGAACAAAAGGUUAUAUCAAAUUUGCUUAAUAUAUUUUAAUGCCAUAGUGUAAUAAUACAGUGCACCUUUUCAUAAUAAUAUAAGAUUCUCUAGAAAGGUAUUUAAUUGAACAUUAAAGAAAAAAAACUUUUCAAGAGUUCUUUAAAUAGUACGUGGAAAGGUUAAUAUAGAACUAGAAUACUUUAAUCUGUCUCUUAUUAUCAGUCCUGUUCAUUCGAUUUAUGAAGGGAUAAUUGAACAUGACAGACUAUCGGUGCAAAUAAGAUUCAUAAAAUAUCUUAACAUUUUGCUCUAUUUUGGACAGCAAUACGUCCAGGCUAUCAUUGCCAAUCUUUAUAAAAAUUGAAUUAAAGUGAUCAUGUCGUCAGUAUCGUGUGCGAUUUGUCUAUCGAGUUAUACUUCUUUACCGUUUACUUUAUUGUUAUUAUUAUUAUUCUUCUUUUGUACAUGAUAAUAUCAAAAGGCGCUAUACUUGCAAUCAGUGAUUCAUGUACAUAUAGGCACAACAAAGUCAAAAUUGAUGUAGAAUUAUGAAAAGAAAAAUACUCAAAAUGCCGAUGAAGCACAGAGACUCCUUGGUAGGAAUUCAGAUUUUUUAUCCUCGAUACAAAUUUCGGGAUCAUGUCCACUGUUUACGUUUAUUCGGUGUAAGUGGCUUGACCACUCGCUUGAUUGACGGCUGUGUAAAUAAGAAAGAUCGAUUCCUGGAAUAAAAAUGUCUCGCAUAGUCGUUACAAAUCCCCAAUCACACCCGAUUUUACGACGUUUAUCGAGGAGUUUCUGUAGAUCUCUAAAUCGUUGGCUCGGGACAAAUUAUCAGAAUCGAACUCGCAUAAUAUAAAGGGGUCCAAUAUUUCUAGGAGUUUGUAGCAUACACUAUUUUACUUUUAGUAUAUUGUUUAACGAAAGAUUCAAUUUAUUAGCAUUAUGUAUUUAUACGACAAUUUUUACAUAUUCAUUAUAUGUGAUCAUACAUCAUAUCAUGACUUUAUUUGUUCGAAAUUUAAAAGAAAAAAAAUUAGCAUUACACAUUUCAUUCAUGACAGUACUGUCACUUGCGUUAAAUUGUGUUUAUUAAAUGUGAUAUUCUCAUAAUGCUGACGAUGUGUUUCAUAUAUCAUUAGCCAAUUAAUUCGAGGUUAAUGACCAUGAUACAAUGAUCACUUAUUGUUGUAUAAGUGGGGAACGAAAUAAGUGUUCCGUUUGUACAGUUAUAUAGUUAUAUAUUCACACAUAAAUGCAUAAUACAUACUUAUAUAUAGUUGUAAUAUCAAUAUUAGCAAACUUAAAGUAGAAACAUUUGAAGGUUUAUUAAAAAAAAAAGUUGUUGAUUCUUACUAUUAUCCACGUUAGGGAAUAAAAAAGUAAAAUGCAGUUGUUUUCUGUACAGUCACAAAAUUCGAGUAGAAGUAAGAAGACUGUUAGAUAUAUUCACAUGAAAUUAUUCUCUAGUUUCGUGGUUUUGUAUUGUAUAUUCAUGUAAUGCAUAAAAUUAUAAAUAAUAAUCAGGGAAUCACCUUUUUUUAUAUUCAACAAAUGUAAAAAAUAUUCAGAAAAGCUUAAAAAACUUACAUGUAA
Messenger RNA from Hylaeus anthracinus, 4611 nucleotides. It is a transcript of the gene ari-1, whose product is annotated as E3 ubiquitin-protein ligase ariadne-1. Gene Ontology annotation, biological process: ubiquitin-dependent protein catabolic process; positive regulation of proteasomal ubiquitin-dependent protein catabolic process; protein polyubiquitination. The record is from RefSeq and is a predicted model, not a curated record. The transcript has 8 exons. Lineage: Eukaryota; Metazoa; Arthropoda; Insecta; Hymenoptera; Colletidae. Gene Ontology annotation, cellular component: nucleus; ubiquitin ligase complex; cytoplasm. Bases 1086 to 2615 code for a protein of 509 amino acids. Gene Ontology annotation, molecular function: zinc ion binding; ubiquitin conjugating enzyme binding; ubiquitin protein ligase activity.